AUGAAAGAACUCGACAUCUCAACUGAAGAACUUUUUGAAAGCCGACUGAUGAUUCAAGGAUUCAAUCAAGGGGGACAAAGGUCCAUAGGAUCUAUCAAGAUGGAAAUCACCAUGGGAGAUAUGCAAUCAACUGCAUGGAUGCAUGUGAUUGAUGCAAAGACUUCAUACAAUUUGUUGCUUGGCAGGUCGUGGAUACACGAGAACAAAGUUGUCCCAUCAACUUACUACCAAUGUUUGAAAUAUAAUAAAGAUGGAGUCGAAAAGAAGAUAGUUGCUGACGUCAAGCCGUUUGCGGAAGCCGAGGCAUACUUCGCUGAUGCAAAGUUCUACUUGAAGAACCAUAUCAUAAAAGGAGUAAAAGUUGAUGACAUCACGAAGGCCAAAGGUAAGAAAAUAGCUCCUUUAUUUCGUUACGUCCUAAAAGUGAAGAAAGAUGAAGGAGAAUCAUCAAGCCUCCAAAAGGGUGCACUAAGAGAAUUAACCCUUCCUAUCAAGCAGAUUGAUACCAUAAAGUUAUUUUCAAAGCUACUGGAAAAGUUUGUGUCCCCUAACAUGCCUCAAAAUAAGGCACUCCCCACGAAACACAUAAAAGAAGGUUUUGAUCUGAAUGCUUACAGGUUAUUCGCAAAGGCGGGAUAUGAUCCCAAUGAACCAUCUAAGCUAGGGAAGCUCCCAUUUGAAGCUACUAGGAAAGAAAACAUGAUGAAGGAUAAAGCGCAUGUGAUGAAGCAAUCACGUGAGGGUCUAGGUUACAAACAACCCCUACCAGUUCGCAUCUCUAUUAGAAGAGCAAGUAUUGACUAUAUCACAAUGGAAGAUGAACCCGCUGAUAUUAAUAAAAGGCCUUCUAUCCUUGAUCGACUUGGAGAACCAACUACAAGAACUUCUGUAUUUGAGAGAGAGGGACUCAAAGUGAAGACUCACACAGUGGUCCAUACUAGAGAGCGUGGCGAAGAUGAAGAAAGUGUAGGAUCUUCAUAUCACAUUACUACGAAUGAGGAGCAAUACACUUCAUUCCUAAGGAAGGUUGACAAAAAUUUGGGAGAUGCAUCUUGGUGUGGCCAUAUAUCUUUUAAUGAUAGUGAUCCUCAAGAAGACGAAGAUGUCGAGGACACUCCUGCGGAACUAGAAGAAGGAAUUAAAAUGAUUGCUGAUGCAUUGAAAGAAGUCAACCUUGGCACUGCAAAAGACUCCAGGCCCACCUACAUGCCUGGUUUAGAUCCUAAAGUAGCAGUUCAUCAUCUUGCGGUCAAAAAAGGAGCUCGUCCUGUUAAGCAAGCCCAAAGACGCUUCAGGCCAGAAUUGAUCCCAUCAAUCGAAGCCGAGGUCAAUAAACUCAUCGAAGCUGGUUUCAUUCGGGAGGUUAAAUAUCCUACAUGGAUUUCAAGCAUUGUUCCCGUGAAGAAGAAUGGCCAAAUUUGA
This is a messenger RNA of Nicotiana tabacum (common tobacco), 1422 nucleotides long. The record is from RefSeq and is a predicted model, not a curated record. NCBI's taxonomy places the organism in Eukaryota, Viridiplantae, Streptophyta, Magnoliopsida, Solanales, Solanaceae.